UUUAACCUGCUGCCAGCCGCUGUAAGCUGCUCACCCUGCACUGGAAGAAUUAUCAAUCUUUGCUCAUCCUGCGCUGCAAAAAAUCUCAGUCGCGGCGAGUGAUUUAGCCCUCAGAGCCUUGGAGUAGUGUUUCAAAAUAAUACAUUAAAUUCUUUUCUUUUCUUUUCUUUUCUUUUCUUUUCUUUUCUUUUCUUUUCUUUUCUUUUUAGCCAAUUCUUUUCUCUUGUUCUGUGAAUUGCUUUACUGUUUUUAAAAUAAAGUUGUCAUACAUCUAUAGCGCAUCGCUCCUUCUGUUGGAUUCCUGGACAUUUCGUUCAUGUCCAAACAGCAUGAAAACGCAUUUAUUUGACACCCCUGGUUAAUUUACAUCACUCCGUGCUUUUACAUUCUGAUUCGGGAGCGCACACACGAGUCCGGUGAGCGUGAACACUUUUUGCAGUGUGCGUCCGCGGCUGCGUCACGUGACCCGUUAAUCUUCUGUGUAUUUCCGCGUUCACGACGGCCGAGCUGUUAUCAAUGACUCUCCAUGGGGCUGUGCAGGCUUCCACUAAAAGCAUCCUCGCCGUUCUCACCGUCCUCCCCGUCCGGCUGCAGCUGUCGCGUCCUCUCUGAAUGAAUGAAGCUGUAACCAUCUGAGGCUCUCCUCCUCCUCCUCCUCCUCCUCCUCCUCCGUCGCCUCUUUAUUCUCCAUCGAGCCUCUCGUCGACCAGCGCGGCCGAGCUGGGGGGCAAUCCGGGGAAAGGGAGCCGCGGCGCCGCGCACCGGCCGACGGACGCCCCGCCGCGACGCGCCACCAACAUGCUCACCCGGGUCAAGUCCGCCGUGGCCGGGUUCAUGGGCGGCAUCAUGGCCGGGGGCGGCUCCGGCGAGAGGGGCAACGCUGGCUCCGAGCUGCCGCUGAAAUUCCCCUACACCAGACCUCAGUUUCUUGGACUGUCCUCGGACGAGAUCGAGUGCUCCGCGGACCACAUAGCCCGGCCCAUCCUCAUCCUGAAGGAAACCAGGAGAUUACCGUGGGCCACCGGAUACGCUGAGGUCAUAAAUGCCGGCAAGAGUGCGCUGAAUGAGGACCAGGCCUGCUGCGAGGUGGUGGUAGCGAGAAGGAGGCCUAUGAGCUACUGCCCCCCGUCCACGCCCAGCAAGACCCCCACAGCCAAGAGGCGCAACUCCCUGCCCAACGGAGAGGGCCUGGGGCUCCGUAUGGAGUACGGCAAGCUGGGAGAGGAGAGUGAAGGCCUGGUGUUCCACUACUGGGCCUUGUUCGACGGUCACGCCGGUUCAGGUGCAGCAGUCGUCGCCUCCCGCCUACUUCAGCACCACAUCGCUUGCCAGCUCCAGGCCGUCAUCGAGAUCCUUCGCAACAUGUCCUCCCCGCCCCCCACCGUCCUUGGCGAGGAGCCCGACAACAACCCCUACCUCCAGGGCAACAUUCCAGUCCCUCACCGAGCGCUGACCCGGGCCGCGUCGCUGCGCGGGGCCGCAGGUGCGCCGGGGUCCCCGUGCAGCACCCCGCCCCCGCCGCGCUUCUUCACCGAGAAGAAGAUCCUGCACGAGAGCCUGGUGAUAGGAGCCAUAGAGAACGCCUUCAAAGAGAUGGACGCCCAGAUCGAGAGGGAGAAGCAAGGCUACAGCAUCACAGGAGGAUGCACGGCGCUCACUGUCCUCUACCUGCUGGGGAAGCUGUACGUCGGCAACGCAGGCGACAGCAGGGCGAUCAUUAUUAGAAGCGAUGAGAUCAUUCCAAUGUCAACGGAGUUCACGCCAGAAUCUGAGCGACAGCGACUCCAGUUCCUGGGUUUCAUGCAGCCUCACCUGUUAGGAAAUGAGUUCACACACCUGGAAUUUCCCCGGAGAGUUCAGAGGAAGGAGGUGGGCAAGAGGAUGCUCUACAGGGACUUCACCAUGAAUGGCUGGGCGUACAAGACCGUCGAGGAUGAAGAUCUCAAGUUUCCGCUCAUAUAUGGGGAAGGAAAGAAGGCACGGGUGUUGGCCACCAUCGGUGUGACCCGCGGGCUCGGUGACCACGACCUCAAAGUCCACGACUCCAACAUCUACAUCAAACCGUUCCUCUCCUGUUGCCCUGAGGUAAAAGUAUACAACCUGAUGCAGUAUGAGCACGGGGCCGAUGAUGUUCUGGUAAUGGGAACCGACGGGCUCUGGGACGUCCUCUCCAACCAAGAAGUAGCCGAAGCCGUUACCACGUUCCUGGCCAACUGCGACCCCGAUGACGUGCACAGGUAUACAAUGGCAGCACAAGACCUGGUGAUGAGAGCGCGUGGUGUGCUGAGGGACCGAGGCUGGAGGAUCACCAAUGAGCGCCUGGGCUCCGGAGAUGACAUCUCGGUCUUCAUCAUACCACUGAUGUACGGAAACCGUCAGCCCUGAGGAGCCCAACACAGAUGCUGUGAAAGGUUCAAGGACCUGAAGGGCGUGUAGGAACUUAUAAACCAGCAGGACUGAUUAGUCCUGGGCUGAGAAUCCCCUUUGAGUUCCCUCAGUGCUGUUUGCACAUUUCCUCUCUUCCUAAGACCUAAGGACUUUCUUAUAUCCGGAUAUUUAGAUUUGUUGGUGUUUCACAUCUCUGUAGGAGUUCAGAAUUGGUGAGCCACAAAUGUUGGAUGCUGGGAUAAUCUGACCUGAUCAAAUUUGAUUAAAAAAAAAGGAAAGAAUGGAGAAAAUUAUUGUUAUCAGUGAUGGUAGUUACAUAAAAUGCCCCUGAGCCUCUGCAGAGAUGUGAAAGCUGAAAAAGGUGAAAUGUUCCUCCCUAGUGAAGAAAAGACCUCUUUCUUUCUGUCAUUCUGACCUCUCUUGCAGUGCUGUACAAUACUUGGCUCCUCCUCUUCCUUCUCUUUUAGUCCUCCCCUCUUCUGCUGUACUGUACAGUCAACUCGUUUGUAAAAAAACAAAAAAAAGAUUACCUCCUUUAUGUCGUGAGUGACCACGGACCAGGCUGACAGGUCAGCUGUGUCUUCUGUUUCGCCACAGUGUGGCUCUGAAGGAUUCACUUGCCGAAGAACUGCUUCCAGAUCGCUGUUCAGAUUACAAACUGUUGCAUGGAAAAUAGGGAAAGGAGAGAGGGUGGGUUUACCUUGUGCAGUCAGUUUUCAUUUUUCAGAGCAAGUGCACAACUGAGCAAAGUCGACACUGAAGGAAAGAGACAAGGACCUGACAUUAAGCACCUCACAGUAGCAAGGCAGAUCAGAGAGCAGUUUUUAUUACGGAGUGAGAACUCAUGAGACUGUAUGGACCAACAGCGGAGAUAUAGCUUGAUCUUUAUGAGGAGAGUUUGAUCUGAGAAGUGCUCAGUCAUUCGCUGUUAAGUUAUUGAAUCAGAUUUUGAGUCUUAAAACGCAAGCAUUUUCUCGAAAAACAAACAUCAAUCAAUCAUUCAAUCAAUAAAUCAAUUGUUUGGUUAGUCAGAUGGUGAUUAGAUAACCCGGUCACCGGAGUAAAUGUUGGUAAUGCACGUUUCUGCAAACCACGUAUAUGUUGCAGCUUUACACUUCUUUAUGUUGCAGCUUUACGUUUCUUUAGGUUAAGUUUUCCACAUUAUAUCGUGACAACACUGUGCUCGUGCUCUGGUUGGGUUUAGGCAUACAAACUUGCAGAAACGUUAGACUAGCAGCAUAUUCUUCUUGCGACUGGGCCCUGAUUAGCUUUAUAUUUCAUGAAAUGUCGAAGAUUGAACAUUUAGGGAAUUACAUUGUUUUGCUUUUUUUGCAGCGAGAUGAAAAGAUUGGUACAACUCUGAUAUAUGUGCGUUACAAGUGAAGCUUCAACCAGGAGACAGUUAGCUUAAAGACUAGAAGGGGGGUUAAGGUUAGCUAGUUUGGCCCAAAAAGCUCUAAAACCUCCAAAUUAAAAUGUGUUUUUAUGGAUUAAAUAAAUGACAUAUGACAUUUUAGCUUUUGAGCUUCAUAGAUGUUCUUUAACCUUUGGACUGAGUCAAGCUAGCUGCUUCCCACCCAGCAGUGGUCUGUCGGUCGGCCAGAGAGAGUAGAUGGUUCGCAUACAGUUUUGUUUGUCCUGGUCUCUGCCAGCGUUGGGAGUAAACAGGUCAACGUUACUGUUAACGGUCGUGGCGCAACAAACAACGAAAAGACCGGUAACAGCGGACAGUGAAACUUGUGCAAAUCGCUCUCAUAUGGUGUUGUUAUGGAGGUGUGGCAAAGCUGCGACACUGGAUCUCUGGGAAGCAGUGACGUCUUAAAAUACAUCUGCAAUUGUGAGAUUGCCCCUUUAAGCGAAGCUAAAAGUCUCCUGGUUCUAACUUCCUGUAAAUCAGUUCCUUUAAGAGGACAUAUUUUAGACGAGCUAAGCUAUACACUGGGAAUUUGUGGUUUUUCAAGGGAAUAUUAACUUAGUGAGACUGAACAUAGAAUUAAUGACUUGUACAUCAGCGUACUCGCACUUUAGGCUGACCCGCAUCAUUGACCAAGGAGCAGUGAUACAUGAAGUGAUGGAGAGGCGAAUAUUCCCUGCAGCAGGGAGGAUUAAAUUAAACUCCUACGUGUCAUUUUAAAUCAUGAAAUACAAUCAAAAUCAUGGCGAACAGAAGUUUUACAAAAAAACACAAAACUCUGAAAGCUUUCUUUUGCUUUAACACGUCUGGCUUUAGAUGCUUGGUGUAGAUCACGUUUGUCUUCAGAGGGACAGGUUUGGGAGUAGCAAUAUGCUACGUCCAGACGUGGUGAUUGACUGUGUGUCAGUGCGUGCAGUGACAUAUUGUAGGCCUGGGAAUAUGAGAGACGGUGCAAUGGUUUACACUGCUGUUUGUUUUUAUAUGGACUGACUUUGUAUUUCUGUAAUGUAUCAACGAGUUAGUGGUGAUGUUAUUUGUUUGUAAAUGUGCAGAAGAAAUGCAUAAAUUUAUAAGGCUGUUUUUCCCUUUAGCGCUGUUAGCAUUCCAGACAUUUUAGCGUAAGAGCUGGGUGCGAUUGAUUGCGAAGGAAGGGACCGAAAUGAAAAUGGUAAUGGCCAGACACGAAACCAAAUCAUGUGUUUUCCAGCCUCCUUUUAUCAUUAAUCUGCAUCUGUUCGGGCUGCAAGCCUCAGCCAGCCGCACUGGGUUAUAUGAAGCGGAGGAGAAGUCGUCUGGGGGAGGAGAAACUUGUAUAAAAGUUUUUUGAAAAGUUUGAUUUCAAGCUGAGAAAAAAAGAAAUACUGACAGCAUAUAAUUAAAACAAAAUUCGUGUUUUCAUGGUUAAAUCCAUGACUGAAAAUAAGCAGUGAUAGCUGAGGUUUUAUGUGUUUUUUACUCAAUAGUGGGUAAGUAGAGUUUUGGAGUAGCACUGGCGUACUUUAGGCUUGACUGUAGAUUGUGAAGAUGUCUCCUUGUUGUAUUAAACAGGGCGUAGAGGCGUUAGACUGAAUCCAAAGAAUUUGGAAAUGGUGCCGUGCCAGGAUGAGGAAGCCAUUGUUGGAGGAAUAGUUCAACUAUUUGGGACAUGUGUAGCCUAUUUGCUUUCUGACGGUCACAUGAGAAGAUUAAUAAGCCACUCUUUUGUGUGCAAGAAACGUGAAGUGACAGCUAGUAAUCUUAAAGGUGCAAUAUGUAAGAAUUUUAGUUGGAUACAUUCAAGAAUGAACAUAAUGUGAAGAAAAAACGGUAUGUAUUGUGUAACCAGCUACCCUUUCCCAUCCAGUUCCAGAGCUACAGUGCUAGCGAUUAAACACCAACACGUACCCAAUGCUCUGAACUCCCUGUAUGGGCCGCUAACUGCACAGCUAACUCGGCUAAAUUACUUUACUAGCUAAUAGCAGUUCUCUGGUGAUAUGGCUCCUUUUUUGCAUGAAUUUUACAGGUGGCCAAUUCCUACAUAGUGCACCUAGCUUAGUUUAGCCUAGUGUAGCAUAAUGAACAUAUUUUUGCUCGUUUAACUGCUUUAAAAACUGGAGUGCAAAAAUGAAAAUGUACUAUUUUACAACAUUUUUACAUUUCAGAUUUAAAGGGCAAACAGUUUCCUUGUUUCCAAGUUAACAGUCUGAUAGCAUUAGCUUCAUAUUUACCAUUCAGUCUUCUCAUCUACUGGAAAGUAAAUAAGCAUAAUUCCCAAAAUGUUGAACUUUUGCUUUACGUCACAUGAUAUGUGCCAUUGUUGCAUGGGCUACUUGUCAUCUUAGCUUGAACUUUAUUGCAGUUGACAAUUGUCUACAUUCCUCCAAGCAGCAGUCAUUUUCUUUUGCCUGAAGUUCAUAUGGUGCAUAUUUUCCUCCUGUACAUUCCAGACAAAGAAAUAUUUCAUUUUUAAAAUGAUGUAUUCAUCAUGAUUUGUGGUUGUUUGUAACCCAUUACAUCUGUUCUUCCAUCAUAUAAGCUGUUUGACAUUUACAAAGUUUAGAAAAAAACUUGUUUUUUUAUUAUUAUCUAUUUUACUUUGUUGAGUCUAAACUGUCCUGCCGCCACCUAACCAUUGUCUUCACAUGUGUCUCAGUUCAACAGAGCGGUUUCAAACAACCAGGCUUCGUCCGACAUGUGAAGUGAGUGAAAGAUUUGGACUGUGAACAUGCAGAGACAGUGUCUGAAUGGGGCGUCAGUAUGCGUUGAAUGUUUAUCCAUAUACCUGUCACUAAGCCUUUUCUCUUAGAUGAAUGUCAAAGAAUUAAUAUAUAAUUUAUUUUUCUCAUCCUACUGUGCCACCCAACUGCUGCACAUCAACUCAGGUUCUAUUAUCAUGUGUAGUUAAAGUGACCGGGCUGUUGAAGGUGGGGGAGUCCCCCAAGGUGGUGUAUUAGUUCCACUACAUUUUUAAUUACAUGGAAGGAGAUUGUUGUGUUUGAGAAGCUUGACUUAAAAGUUUACUUUGUCCCUCAAGCCUGACUGUAGGUUUCCCACUUUGAAGCUGUUCUAUUGUGAAAGUAGACUCUGUUGUUCCUUUUUUUUCUACCUUGAGACUAUACAGUUCAUUAUGGGAAAAUUAGAAGGGCUGGGACGUGUUUUUUUCUGUAGCAAGAGGAAUUUGAAACCCAGUGGGGAGCCAUUUUUAAGUGAGCGACCCUCAACCUACCCAUUUGUGAAUGUGAAAUGCACAUUUUGUAUAACUAAAAGAUCAAAAAAAGA
Acanthopagrus latus (yellowfin seabream) is the source of this 7060-nucleotide messenger RNA. RefSeq names its product protein phosphatase 1H-like. The record is from RefSeq and is a predicted model, not a curated record. Bases 799 to 2385 code for a protein of 528 amino acids. Gene Ontology annotation, molecular function: protein serine/threonine phosphatase activity. The transcript is spliced from 10 exons. Gene Ontology annotation, biological process: protein dephosphorylation. Lineage: Eukaryota; Metazoa; Chordata; Actinopteri; Spariformes; Sparidae.